Messenger RNA from Rotaria sp. Silwood1, 3807 nucleotides. NCBI's taxonomy places the organism in Eukaryota, Metazoa, Rotifera, Eurotatoria, Philodinida, Philodinidae. The record is from the annotation of a GenBank genome assembly.
AUGUUGCUUGUUAAACAUCUAAUUUUGUUUCUCUUCCUUAAGUUGGUGAUUGCAUUACCUCAAAUUAAUCUUUAUCUUACCGAUAGGAUAGAUAAAAAUACUGACAAUAUUGUCCAACAACAUGAUUGCCUUUAUUUUGAUUUAAGCAAAGAUCAAUGGUCUCGUGACAUCAUACCUUAUUGUAUGAGUGAAUCGACAUCAAAAUGGUCUAUUGUAAAAACUAAUGUUAGUGCACUCUUUACUUUUGCUGAACUCAGUCGACGAAAUAUUACAAGUAAACAAUUACAUCAAUGGUCAGCACCGAUAGAUACUAGUGAACGUUAUCAACUGUAUCUGUAUCAACUUUCAAUUGGAAAUGUAUUAUCAGAGAUGGGAACAGAAAUAUUUUACAAUUGUACUUUACCAGCAUUUGGUCCACAGUGUCAAUAUCGAUUGGAUUUUAAUAUUUCUGAUUCAACAUUAAAUGAACUUAUUCAUGUUUACUAUCGUCAGCAUGCUUAUGCACUAGAACCAUUGACAUGUUAUACUCAUUUACAAUGUAAUCGUGGCCCUUUUCCCAUAUGUGUAGAUUGGAGUGAAAUAUGUGAUGGAAAAUUCGAUUGUACUGAUGGUGUUGAUGAAGAAAAUUGUUGGCCACUUAUAAGUAAUAAAUGCACAGAUGAUGAAUAUCGAUGUGAUAAUGGUCAAUGUAUACAUCCAAGAUUCGUGAAUAUUGGUACCAGUUUCGAAUGUCUUGAUCGAUCUGAUCAAUAUGCUUCUUUAUCAACGAGUUCGUUUUAUAAUGAAUCUCGUGCACCAACAUUAACAAACGAAGAUAUCGUCUGUUCAUGGCGUGAACAUGAUAUGAACAAAUUUAUGCAUCCUUUUACAAGUUCAUGUAGAUAUCAACGUAAUGAAAGAAUCGAACAAGCAAUGUUUUCCGAUGUAUCAGAUCCAGCCAUAAGUCAUGAUUGUCUUUUGGCAUUCAAAUGUCAUUCUAAAAUUCCAACCGAUAACAAUCCAGUUUGCUCGAAUUUCUGUCAAAAUGAAACGUGUAUCGAAAUUAUAAAAAAUACUUGUCCAAAUAUAUUAUAUUAUCCAACAGUUCCGAUCGCUUUUGGUCAUAUCUACUUUGCUUAUACAAUCAAAUACGCUAUAAAUUGGACAGAUAUAGGACAAAUUCCACCUGAAUAUAUAUGUUAUAAUGAACAACUAUGUGGAGGAUUUGAUUCAAAUGUAACCUUUUUGUUCUUCAGAGGAACUACAUGUCGUCGUCCGAAAGAUUUUCCAAUAUCGGUUCAUUUCAAUGGAAUAGAUUGGUAUUCUAGUUAUAUUCAGCUAGUGUACUCACAACUUGGUCAUUGUAAUCGCAUAGUGCAUAAUAGUUUAGUUUGUGACAGUUCAAUUAUGUAUCAAUGUAAAAAUUCAUCGAAAUGUAUUCCAAAUUCUUAUGUUGGUGAUGGUAUUCGAGAUUGUGAUUAUAAAGAUGAUGAAGAACAAAGUACGAUCGAUGAAGUUUGUUUGACAGAUCAAACUAACACCUUUUUCAAAUGUCAAACAAACAAUAAAUGUAUUCGCCGAAAUCAAGUUGAAAAUCACAUUUGUGAUUGUAACAUGGAUGAAUACGGUAUGUGCGAUGAUGAAGAUCUACAAUUAAAUAAAAAAAGACGACAAAUUACGUUUUCAACGAUUUGUGAUCGUUCGAUCGAUCUUUUACCAAUUACGAUUAAUGGACAAAAUCAUACGGAUGAAACCAAUUGUGAACAAUGGCCAUGCAAUAAUACAUAUACACGAUGUGAUGAUUUUUGGAGUUGUCUUGAUGGAGCUGAUGAAGUCGAUUGUGAUCCAACAUCAUUGAUCAAAUGUCCAUCUUAUUAUCAUAUAUGUGUUUCACCGAAUACAAAUGAAUGGAUAUGUUUGCCUAUUGAAAAAGCCAAUGAUGGUACUAUUGAUUGUUUAGGCGAUAUCGAUGAACCAACAUUAUGUCCAAUAAAAAAUCGUCUUAAGGAAUCAAGAAAAUUUUAUUGCAAAAAUGGUGACUCUGAUAUAUGCUUAUCCAUGGAGUAUGUUUGUGACGGGAUAAAACACUGUGAAAAUGGUGAUGAUGAACAGUUUUGUAACUCAACCACGAAAGACUUCUUUCGAAAUGAUCCAGAUAAUUCAAAGACUAAAACAAUAUCGGACGCAAAUGUCUACGACACUAUUAAAUCAAAACCAACAGAUGUCCAGUUAAAGAAAUCGAAACAAAAUGAAAUGAUAGGACAAUUAUCGAUGAUCGAUGAAAAUGAACAUCAUUGUCACCGUGGCCUUCCUUUACAAGUUGUGUUAGAUAGAGACAAGAAUGUAAUAACAAAAACAUGUCUUUGUCCACCAUCUUAUUAUGGCGAUCGUUGUCAAUAUCAAAAUCAACGUGUUAGUCUCACUAUGGAAAUCAAUGCAUCUUUGAAAUCUCGACACACAUUAUUUGUACUUGUCAUUUCAUUAAUCGAUGAUAGUGUUGAACGAAUUAUUCAUUCAUAUGAACAACUGUCUUAUUUACCUAUGCGAGAUCAAUAUGUUAAAUUCAAUGUCUAUUUACUUUAUUCUCUUCGACCCAAAAGUCUUACAAAACAAUAUUCAGUACAUAUUGACAUUUAUGAAAUGGUUACAUUAUAUUAUCGAGGAAGUCUACUGAUACCACUGAAAUUUCCAUUCUUACCUGUCGAACGUAUUGCUGUUCAACUUAAUAUUCCAGAUACAAAUAAUAUUGUUCAAACAUGUACUAAUCCUCAAUGUAUUCAUGGUGAAUGUAUUCAAUAUUUAAAUGAUCCGAAACAUACUAGUUUUUGUCGAUGUAAUACAGGUUGGACUGGACGAUACUGCACUACUCCUUAUAUAUGCACCUGUUCACGUGAUUCGUUAUGUGCUGGUAUUACAGCAGACAAUCGUUCGAUAUGUGUAUGCCCUUUUAACAAGUUUGGUUCUCAAUGUUUAUUAACGAAAACUGUAUGCCAAGACGUCCCAUGUUUAAAUGGAGGCGUAUGUAUACCUUCUGAUGAAUAUAGUGCAUCUGAUCGACCAUAUAUGUGCAUCUGCCGAAAAGGAUUCUAUGGAGCAAGAUGUGAAAUACCUGAUAAUAAGUUUAUUCUUUCAUUUCACAACGAUCUUAAUUUCCUUUCACAACCACCCGUAUUUUUUCAUUUCAUCUACCUUUUCAAUCGUGCUCAAUAUACGCACAACAAAAAUCCCACAAAAAUAUGUGAAAAUGAUACUUCAAUUAUUAGUUAUUGGUCAUAUCCAUUUGAUAUUGCUUUUGUCGAACUUUCGCCGUACCAGUACUACUUGGUUGCUAAUGAAAGAAUAGAAUAUUCAUCAGUUAUUGUUCGAAAAAUUAAUCCAUCCGAUCGUUGUCGAUUUAUAAAUGAAAUAUUUAUUGAAAACAUCACACAAAUGCAUCUUAUUCAGCGCAUUAAAUAUUAUCAUAUACCAUGUCAAAAUCGCUUUUUAAAUUUGUCUUGCUUUUAUGAUGAUGUUUACAUGUGUGUAUGUCAGGGUUUAUAUCAACAUUUAGCUAACUGCUUCAGAUUUAAUCAUCAUAUCAAUCCUGAUAAUUUAGAUUUGCCUCACAAUCAACUCGAACGUGAAUGUUCGGAAGAUUAUUCAACUAAUUCAUCGAUUUUAUCAACGUCAUCUAUUCUAUCAACUUCAUCUAUUCCAUCAUCUUCAUUCAUAUCAUCUAGCCCAUCAAUAACAUCAACUCAUAGUGGCAUGCCAUCUAUUUACGCUUGCGAAUAUUUUAUAUAUUUAUUCAUCUUGCUAUUUUGUUUACGCAUUCAUUACACACAAUGA